Prorocentrum cordatum is the source of this 3996-nucleotide messenger RNA. NCBI's taxonomy places the organism in Eukaryota, Dinophyceae, Prorocentrales, Prorocentraceae. The record is from the annotation of a GenBank genome assembly.
GGGCGCAGGCCUGGUCGCCACCUCUUGGGGUCCCGCGCAGUCUCCGUCCGGUGCGCGCUCGCGCCGGCAGCUCGCCGAGUUCGGGCGCCCAAGCUGUCUCGCGCCGCGCGGCACCGCUCUUCGCGAUGGGCGACCUCGGCAGUUUUCUCGGCGCCUUGGACGGCGCGUCGGCGCGCGAGGCCGGUUGGCUCGAAGCCGCGGUCGCCGCGCUCAAGGGCCAAGGUGUGGCGACGAUCGCCGAUUUAGAGGGCGCGGCAUUCGAGGAUUUCUCUUUUGCCGACAAGGAGCUCGACGCCGCGCAGAAGCGCCUCGUGCGCGCGGGGAUCGCCGCGGCGAGCACACCGGCGCCGGUGGCUGGGGGCUCGGCGGCGGCCGCCCCUCCAGCGCCCUCGGCGGCGGAGAACGCGGCCGCCCUCUUGGCCGCGCUCAAGACGGGCGCCAGCGAGGCGCAAGCGAUCUCGACGCGAUCUCGGGCUCGCGUGGCCCCGCGCGGCGCGUUCGCAGGCGCGCUCGCGCGCGCGCGCUGGUUCUCGCAUCUGGUCCCGUGCGCCGGUAGCUCCGACAUGCUUGACGCGUUGAACGCGGAAGUCUUGAAGCGGCAGAAGAAGGAAUCCAGCGAGGAAGCGCGCGUCUUCCUGUACUCGGACAUCCGCAAGUGGGUGCCCGAGUGGGCCCGCUCGGGCCCUCGCGAUUUCGAAGAGGAGGCUGACGGAUCGUCCGGCGCCAGCAAGGACAUUCGUGACCUCGCCAAGGAAGUGGCGGCGGUGAAGAAAGGGCCCGAGAAGAAGGCCUACUUAACCCUCUGCCAGUGGCAACUGGCUUGGAACCGGCGCCACCUGCCCGUCGCGCGCCCCCCCCGCGCGCCUGCCUGUUAUCGCGCCGCGCGCGGCAGGUGCAUGGUCGCGCUGGUCGCCACGGGCCAGCUCACGUGGGCUGAGGUGCAGGCGCAUCGCGACAACUGCUUGAAGGUGGCGGUUCAGGCUGCACGCGCGCGAUUUCUCGUCGCUCUCUGUUCGCCGCGCGUUGCCGCGCAGGCGGCGGCCUCGAAGCGCCGCGUGCACCUCGGUAUCGUGUGCGACGAGGAGGCGCGGAAGGCGCGCCCCUGCGUUCGUGCUUGCGCGGCGCCCUGCGUCUGUGCCGGCGCGUGGCAGCUAUGGGCCGAGCAGCUACGCUCGGGGGGCCCAGAUUUCAAGCUGGGGAAGACGAUCCUGCGGGUCGACCCGCGCGCCCUACAGCUGGCGCGGGAUGCUUGCGACAAAGAAGACGGCGCCACCCACGCGACGGCACCGGCGGCCCGCGCUCCCGAGAAGGCGCGCGGGGCGGGCGGCGCCAGCCAGCCGUGGCGCGCCGCGCAGAGCUGGAGCAGCGGCUCCUGGGGCAGCGAUUGGCCGAAGGGCCAGAAGCGCGAGCGCUCGUGGGGCAGCGAUUGGAAGAAAAAGGACACGAGGAAGGACCCCCGCUCGCGUGCUGGGACAUGCCGCGUGCGCUGUUGCCGCGGAGGCCGCUUCGCUUUCCGCGCCGCGCUGCGGGUGCCCGGCUUGGCCGCGGCCAGCCUGGGCGGGGCGUGCGGGGGGCCGCAAUUCAGGAGCGAUUGGUCUCGGCGUUGCAGCGACAGCGCGUGGCGCGACAUCUGCGUCGCGGCCGGCGGCUGUAGCGGCGGCGACGCGGAGAAACUUACCUUUCUGGCAAGGGCGCUGGACGGCGACCCCGCGCUCUGGGGCAAGUGGCGGCCCGCCGCGGCCUCGGCUUUGCCGCCCACGGCCGCUGAGGCAGUGCGGUGGGCCGCGCAGACCGCCCCCGCCGACGUGGUGGCUUUCCGCGAGGGCGAACUCGCGGCGCUUCGCGAAAGGGAUCGGGCUCUCCGGGCCAGUGGCGCCGUGGAAGAAUGGUUCCGGGGGGUGGACCCCGCCAUGCGGCGCGUCGCACAGCACGUGAACGGGCCUCUCUGCGCAGAGAUCGCGGAGCGCAUUGCCUUCUGCGACCCAGGCUGCGUGGAAUUCUUCAGGACGGGGGCGCCCCUCGUCGGCGAGCUCCCGCGGUCGGGCCACGGCAGCCCAGAGGUGUUCCCUCCCCGUCUGGGCAUCGCGGAGCUGCUCGGCAACGCCGAGUCGACAAAUCGCGACAUUUCCUGUGGCCUCCGCGACGGCGCGCACGGCGACGCCAUCCUCCGCAAGACACGGGACGAGGCCGAGCUGGGGCGCAUCAGUUGCCCGGUGCCGCUCCGCGACGUGUGCCUGGACGGGGCCGUCAUCGCUCCGAGGUUUGCGGUUGAGCAGCUCCGUGAAGACGGGUCCUCGAAACUCCGGUUGGUCGACGACAUGACCAAGGCUAGGAUUAACGAGGCGACGCGGCCUCAGGAGCGGCUCCACCACGAUGCCGUGGACGCGCUUUUCGAAGCAGCUCGCAUCUUCCAGGAAGUUGCGGGGCGGGCACCCGCCCUCUGGCCGUUGUACGCGCAAUCGCAUCGCGGGGCAUCGAAGGCCCAUGAGCCGUUGAUGCUUGCCCUGCAGUGGUGGCGCGAGGUCUUGGCCAUGGACUUGUGCCAAGCGCGGCCGUGGGCCGACAAGGCGCGGCCUCGCGCAACUCUCUUCGCGGACGCGUCGGGCCAACCACCGUGCGUGGCCGCGGUGCUCGUCACCGCCACGGGCAUCCGUUUCACUUCCAUGGUCGUCCCGGAUUCCUUGAUGGCGUCGUUCCAGCGUCGCCGGGACAACCAGAUUCAGGGGCUGGAGCUCCUGUCUAUCGCGCUGGGCAUGUGCACCUUUGCAGGCAUUGCUUUCGCGUGCGACUGCCCGCGCCGGCGGGCAGGUUGCGACUUGCAUAUUUACAGCGACAAUACCGGCGCGGAGUCUUGCCUGCGGAAGGGCGCCGCGAAAUCCUUCGACCACUCGUGCAUCGUCCACUCCAUGUGGAGGCGCGCGGUGGAGCUCGACGUUGACCUCGCGGUUUUCCGCGUGCCCACGGCUGAGAAUCUGGCCGAUUUGCCUUCUCGGCGCGCCCGUGCGCGCCGCGCGGUGCUGCGGGCUGCGCCCAGGGCGGCCGUCGCCUGGGCUGCUGAUUUCCUGGCUGAGAACGGCUUCGUACGAGCCUGCGAGCUCGCCAGUGCAGACGCCGCAGACCUGGAAGGUUGGCCGGUCACCGCGCAGGCGCCCGCCCCGAGCGUCCUCGACCAGCUGGGCGCGCCGGUCGCGCUGCCAAUAACGCGCGGGCCCCGGGCGGCGCUCGCCGAGGCCGCUGCUCGCCUCCGCAGUCCGGCGGACGCGGCCCGCUGGCGGGAGGAGGAACGCGUUCGCGCUAUGCUGCAACCAUGCGCACGGUCGCUCCCAAGCGUGAGAAGCGGCCUCAAAUGCUGGGAGGCCUACUGCAUCAUAAUGUUGAAAUACCCGUGCAUGCAGCUCCCGCCAGCCUGCGCGGACCUGGUCGCCUGGAGCGCCCUCUUUCGCUGCGGGGAGACGUACGCAAAUUACUGCAGCUACGUUAAGAUCGGCUGCCUCCUGACUGGGGUCUGCGUCGCCGUGUUCGACCGCCCCGAGGUCAGGCGUGCGCGCGCCGCCGUCCGGGCGCGGGCCGAUUGGACUCCGCGCCCGCGCUUGUUCAUCCGUAAGAGCGCGGUCGCCGCGCUGGUCGAGUUGGGCGCGCGCCGCCCCGAGUGGCUCCGCGCGUCGAUGCUUUUCCUUUUCGCCUGCACGUUCUUGUUGCGUGUUCCCAGCGAGGCGUUGCCAGCCGUGCGCGUGGCCGACGCCGGCGGCGCGCCGCCCUUUCAAGCGGCGCUAGUGCUGGGCAAAUCGGAGCUCACGCUGCUGCUGCGGCGGCGGAAGAACCGGCCGCAGGGCAGUCGCCUGUCGCGGAAGUGCUGGUGCUCAUCGUGCCGCGCCACGUGCCCCGUGCACACCCUGGGCCCCUGGGUGGCGCGUUGCGGGCUGGGCCGCGGGCUCUUCGGAGGCAUCUCGGCGGCUGCUGCGCUGCGGACCCUGCGCGAGAUGCUCGCUGCCCUCG